Lates calcarifer (barramundi perch) is the source of this 1904-nucleotide messenger RNA. RefSeq names its product N-acyl-aromatic-L-amino acid amidohydrolase (carboxylate-forming) B-like. Gene Ontology annotation, molecular function: aminoacylase activity; hydrolase activity, acting on ester bonds. NCBI's taxonomy places the organism in Eukaryota, Metazoa, Chordata, Actinopteri, Centropomidae. The record is from RefSeq and is a predicted model, not a curated record.
CUUUGGAAAUGUUUUAGUCAGUCCUCUCUGUCAGUAGAGGCUCUUGUUUAGCAUCUAUGAAGCUACUUAACAUAGUAACAGUCUUGUUAUUAUUAUUGCUGUUGUUGUUGUUGUUGUUGCACCUCAGAGUUGCACCACAGCCUCACAGAGCACCGAGAGCAGCUCCUGCUGGUUUGGCAGAAAAUAACAGACAGUGAGCUCUUGUUACAUCACAAAAUGACCAACUGCUUGAAAUGUGAUCUGAAGAAACAGAGAGAGGGCGGCUUCAGGAAAGAGAGCGAAACAUUAGAAAGUAGGAGGUGGUAUGUGGUCUCUGUUUGUGCCUGACUUUGCAUUCGUUCAUGCCCGGUGCAAGCGAAAGGUUUAUGAGUGGAAAACGGCUUGAAGUGCGCUUAGAUUGCUUUGCUUUGCAGGUUAUGAAAUACUGCAGUGCUGAUCUGAUACGACCUUCCCUGUAAGUUCAAAGGUUGUGGAAGUUCAGUGAGUGCUGGAAACAGGGCUGAGUUUUGACAAAAAGAUGGAGUGCGUCUCUUUCCCGCCUGUGAACCAGUUCGCCAUUUGUGGUGGCACCCAUGGAAAUGAGAUGUCAGGGGUGUAUAUGGUGAGAGAGAUGCAGAAACAGAAGAUAGAAAAGGUUGGAUCUGUCUCUAUAAUCACUGCCCUAUCAAACCCACGGGCUGUGGACGCUUGCAAAAGAUACACAGAAACAGAUCUCAACCGCUGCUUCACAGACGCCUUGCUGAGUGCCCCCAUAACAGAUUCAACACCCUAUGAGUUGAGGCGAGCCCACGAGCUGAACGCUCAGCUUGGGCCCAAAGGAAGUGAAGAGGCCGUGGAUCUGCUCUGCGAUCUCCACAACACCACUGCCAACAUGGGCCUGUGCCUCAUCUUUUAUUCCUUAGACUGGAUCACCCUGCACAUUUACAAAUACAUACAGAGUAAGAUAACCUCUGUGCCUGUGAGAGCAAUUCAGCUGGAUAUACCCCCCUCUGAGGCAUACUCCUUAGAGGCAGUGGGCAAACAUGGCUUAGCAUUUGAAGUCGGUCCUCAACCCAACGGUGUGCUCAGAGCUGAUAUAUUUAACGUGGUGAAAGAGGCUGUGGAUCUCACAAUAGAAUGGCUUCAGCAGUUCAACUCUGGAAGUACUUUUGAAGGAGGUGAAGUUGAAGCGUUCACUUUCGCGAAGAGUGUAGACUACCCGAGGGAUCCUGCGACUAGUGAGAUUACUGCUGCCAUACACCCCCAGCUACAGGAUAAUGACUUCAAGCUUCUCCGACCAGGCGACCCCAUCUUCCUGUCAUUUUCCGGGGAGACGGUGAAGCACGAGGGAGAAGAACUCUACCCUUUCUUUGUCAACGAAUGUGCCUACUACGAGAAGAAGAUUGCUUUCCAUUUAGCUCGCAAGAGCACUCUGACCUUCCCGUCCAUAAGAGUGAAGAAGGACUGAAAGCAGAGAGACAGAAUGAGACACAUAUAAACUGUAGAGAUUUUAAAUUAUAAUCUAACAUAGAGUAUGCACACUACUUGAAUAAUACUUCUUUUUUAAUCAUCUCAAAUAAAUCAUGGACUUACACACAAAAAUGUGCAAUGAUGUUUAAAUAUUCUACAGGUGCUAGACAUAGUAACAUGAUUACCUCAUUGCAAUUCAUGCAAUAAAUAAGCUCUACCUCUGUGAGGCUUAGAAGGAAGCUUGUUUGUAAAACCAGAGCUGUAGAUGUACUUUGAUGAAUAAUAUUUUACAGGUGCUGGAAUACAUACUGGAAUUACAGUCCCCCUCCUCCUGUAUAAUCAAAAUUAUUCUAAUCGAUGUGAUCGAUCUAAUCGAUUCUAAUCUUUUUUUUCAUUGUGGCAAUUAUGCAGAACACCAUGUUUGAAUAAAUGGAAACAUGGAUCGCUUUAUACAA